UCAGCGGCGCCUGGGCUGCCCCUCCCCCUCCCCAACUCCGUGCGGUGAACACGGCUCCUUUAAAGCCCCGCGCGUCCUCCUCCCCUUGCAGGCAGACGCCGGGAUUGCACGGACCGCGGGACCGGCUAGCCGGAACGUUGUGCGCCUGCGCAGUCGGGAAGCGCAGGGGCCGCUCGGCGGGGGCCGCAACCAGGAUGGCGUGCGCUCCGGCGGCCCUCGGUCCCCGCGCGCUCUGGGCGGUUGCCUGGGGACUCCUCCUGCUGGUCCCCGUGCCUGCCGGGGCGCAGCGUGGCAGGAAGAAAGUCGUGCACGUGCUGGAGGGCGAGUCCGGCUCCGUGGUGGUGCAGACGGCGCCCGGGCAGGUGGUGAGCCACCGCGGGGGCACCAUCGUCUUACCCUGCCGUUACCGUUACGAGGCGGCCGCCCACGGCCACGACGGCGUCCGCCUCAAGUGGACCAAGGUCGUAGACCCUUUGGCCUUCGCCGAUGUCUUCGUGGCUCUGGGUCCCCAGCACCGAGCCUUCGGCCCUUACCGAGGGCGGGCCGAGCUGCAGAACGACGGGCCCGGGGACGCCUCCUUGGUCCUCCGAAAUGUCACCCUGCAGGACUACGGACGCUACGAGUGCGAGGUCACCAAUGAGCUAGAGGAUGACGCCGGCAUGGUCAAGCUGGACCUGGAAGGAGUGGUCUUCCCCUAUCACCCGAGUGGAGGCCGCUACAAGAUGACUUUCGUGGAAGCGCAGCGCGCUUGCGCUGAGCAGGACGGCAUUCUGGCAUCGGCCGAGCAGCUGCACGCAGCGUGGCGGGAUGGCCUAGACUGGUGCAGCGCCGGAUGGCUGCGGGAUGGCUCCGUGCAGUACCCAGUGAGCCAGGCCCGGGAGCCCUGCGGCGGGGCUGGGAGCCCUGGGGCCGCUGGGGGCACCAACGGGGGCGUGCGCAACUAUGGCUAUCGCCACAACGCUGAGGAACGAUAUGAUGCCUUCUGCUUCACGUCCAACCUCCCUGGUCGCGUGUUCUUCCUGAAGCCUCUGCGGCCGGUGGCCUUGGCCGGGGCGGCUCGGGCUUGCGCAGCUCGGGGUGCCACGGUGGCCAAGGUUGGGCAGCUGUUCGCCGCGUGGAAGCUGCAGCUGUUGGACCGCUGCACUGCAGGCUGGCUGGCCGAUGGCAGCGCGCGCUACCCCAUCGUGAAUCCGCGCACUCGCUGCGGGGGCCCCCGGCCGGGCGUGCGCAGCCUCGGUUUCCCGGACGCCUCCCGACGCCUCUUCGGCGUCUACUGCUACCGUGCUCCAGGUGCCCCAGACCCGGCCCCAGGAGGCUGGGGCUGGGGCUGGGCCGGCGGAGGAGGUUGGGCAGGAGGAUCAAGGGACCCAGCUGCCUGGACCCCGCUGCGUGUCUAGAACCAUGAGAACGGGCGUUUGUGGAUGUUGAUGGCUGAACCAGGGGCUCUGCACACCCCCUGGAGACAGACUACUCACCAGGAAUCCCUUGGAUACAUGACAGCCUGUGGGGCAUUGCAGGCUAACUCAGCUACCUAUGGUCUUUGGACACUGACCACACCUCCUGAGGUCUGGAUACAUGACUUACCCCUGCAGUGCGCUGCAAGCUGACACACCUGUUGUGUCCUUGGCCGUUGACUGUGCCGCCUUCUGAGAGACUCUGACAGUGGCCAAGCCCACUUCUUUGGAUAGUGGAUGUCCCGUCUUCCAGACUUUGUCUAGAAGAGCCAUGCUCUCCCCCAACCCCCAGGGUCCCAAUACACCAGCAGGACCCCCACGGUUUCUGUGGCCCUCUGGAAAACAGUCCCCCUCAGUCACCUGGAGGCUGGACCCCCAGGAUUAGCUGGAGACUGGCCACACAAGCCCUGUAUAUCCCAGGAGAUGGACACUGGUCUUGGACAGUCAGCUAGCUGUCCAUUGAAACAGAAAACUGUGUAUGGGUCACAAGGUGACCGUGCCCUGUGCCGGCAGGUGACCCAGAGACUCCGUAUUCCCACUCUUCCAGAGAGUCCUUAUAAGUUUCCAAGGUAACAUGCCUUGUCCCCAGUCACUAUGGAGGACAGCCCCAACACCUUUGGCUUUAUGGGAGAAUGUCCCCAGCUGGCUCCCAGGAACAGUGGCCAUGCCUACCCCUCAGGUAUUUCUCUGGCCAGAGAGUAGACUCACCUGAAUGCCCCUUCCCAGGCUCCUUGGGGCUGUCACCAAAGAGAUCAUUCCCGCAACCUCAAAAGCCCUGAAGUUCUCACUUGCCAUAGAGACAUGCUGCUCGGCUUCUUAAGAUAACCAAGGCCGCUAGUGCAGCUUUACCUGUCCUCUGACUAGCGCACCCGUCGAGAUGGCACAUCCUGCUUUCCUCUGUAACCAUGGAUACCACACUUCCUUUCCUCUGGCCUAGAGACCAGACACCUGCCACUCCAUUUCUGCCUGUCCCCACCCUGAUGAACCACUAUGGAGACUGUCUUCCCCCGCUGAAUGUCCUCAGGGUGACCCAGCAUUAAUCUCCAUGGAAACAAGCUGCCCCUUUCCCAAGGUGCACCUCCAGCUCUUCUCAGCUGUCUAAGUCCCGCCCCCAGACAGCUUAGAUCUCACAGCUGUUGCCAUGGAGACCAAACUCUGGUGUCCAAGGUAACAACACCUGUCCCUCCAAGGCUUUCCCUCUAGGGUCCGGUCCUGCUCAGCUGUCUCCAUAGAAACCAUCACUGUCUCCUUGACAACUGACCUGCAGCUCUCAGGAACUUCUUGCCAUGGUCAGAGAACCUCUGAGUGAGCUGCCUACUGUGUUCCUCAGGGGCCUGAUGAAUGUUUUGUUCAGAUGGGCCCAAACAGGUCUCUGCUUCUGGAGCAGCUGGCUGCCACCAUUCAUUUGCACGCUAACUCUGUUUCAGGCAGCCGCUGGGCCCAAGCCACCACUGCAACCCCAGCCAUCAUUUUAAAUUAUCACCCUGCAGGUGGGGAAACUGAGGUUGUGGCACUGCACACGGCCAGAGCUUUUCUUCCUUGGAGAUCAAGGAGGGUGGACUGUCUAAUUCAGUUUCUGAGGGCCCGUGUGUGCUCAAGGGUCAGGACCAGCAUCCAAAGACAUCCACAGACAGAGCCAUCCCAGACGCAGGAGCUCCCAGCUCUGAGGUGCUGCUUGGAAGCAAGUGCCCUUGCCGGCACCCUCCUGCCUGUCCCAUCCAUCUCUGCAAACCCACCUUUGAGUGAGGAAGCUGUGGGCUCCAGCCGCAAUUUUUGUUGUAAAAUGUUUGACCAAGUGACAGAAUUUGCCCAGGCUGUUUUCUUCUCUGGGCCAGGAUUGUGCUGAGGUCCCACAAUGCAGCCUGCAGCUCGUGUUCAAUAAACCUUUGUUCCUUUGGAUGAAUGAGAAA
Molecule: messenger RNA, 3364 nt
Organism: Mesocricetus auratus (golden hamster)
Lineage: Eukaryota; Metazoa; Chordata; Mammalia; Rodentia; Cricetidae
Gene: Hapln4
Product: hyaluronan and proteoglycan link protein 4
Exons: 5
Coding region: 195-1397 (400 amino acids)
Biological process (GO): cell adhesion
Molecular function (GO): hyaluronic acid binding
Source: RefSeq, a predicted model, not a curated record